Molecule: messenger RNA, 1686 nt
Organism: Mucor mucedo
Lineage: Eukaryota; Fungi; Mucoromycota; Mucoromycetes; Mucorales; Mucoraceae
Product: chitin deacetylase 1
Exons: 1
Coding region: 78-1472 (464 amino acids)
Biological process (GO): carbohydrate metabolic process
Cellular component (GO): membrane
Molecular function (GO): chitin deacetylase activity
Source: RefSeq, a predicted model, not a curated record
CUCCAUAUAUCUUUUUUUCAAACAACUCCCCAAUCCACUCAUUUCUCUCCUUUUUUUCUUUGCAGUCCUUAGAUUAAAUGUAUAUCAAAACUUCUGCUGUUGCAGUUACCUUACUUCAAAUCGCUGGAUUCGUCCAAGCCGCUACCAGCACUACUAAAUCUACCAGCACCGCUUCUUCUACAAAGUUUGUUCUUGCUGAUUACUGGAAGAGCUUCAAUUCUAAAGUAGAUCCUCUCAACAUUACUAUUGCCAAGAUUCCUCAGACAACCUCUCUUGAUGGUGCCACUCAAUGUAAAUGGUACGAGCCUCCUGCCAACUUUGAUUUUAAAGAAAGCGAAUGGCCCAACCUUUGGGAGACCGCUACCUCUAAUGGUAUGAAUGAAACCGCCGAAUUCAAGCGAGUUUACAAUGCUAUCGAUUGGACCAAGGCACCCAACAUCAAGGUCCGUAAGAUCAGUAGUGAUGGUAGUCUUAACAUGGCUGGUUAUGACCAAAACAACGAUCCCGAUUGUUGGUGGUCUGCUUCUACCUGUACUAAGCCUAAGCAAGAAGGUAUCAACGAGGAUAUCUAUACCUGUCCUGAACCUGAAACUUGGGGUCUUACUUACGAUGAUGGACCUAACUGUUCUCACAACGCUUUCUAUGAUUAUUUGGAAGCCGAAAAGAUCAAGGCCUCUAUGUUUUACAUUGGUUCCAAUGUUGUCAACUGGCCAUAUGGUGCUCAACGUGGUCAAAAGGCCGGUCAUCACAUUGCCGAUCACACCUGGUCUCAUCAAUUGAUGACUACUCUUACCAAUACCGAAGUUUUAGCUGAGCUUUACUAUACUCAAAAGGCCAUCAAGAUGGUUACUGGUGUUACCCCCAGACACUGGCGUCCUGCUUUCGGAGAUGUCGAUAACCGUGUUCGUUGGAUUGCAACUCAACUUGGUUUGACUACUAUUCUUUGGGAUCUUGAUACCGAUGAUUGGGCUGCUGGUUCUACUGAAACUGUCUCUACUGUCAAGAAGACUUACGAAGAUUUCAUUGCUAUGGGUGCUAACGGAACUUUCAAGAAUAGUGGUCAAAUUACUUUAACUCAUGAAAUCGAUGAUACUACUAUGACUCUUGCUAUGGAAUUCCUCCCUAAGAUCAGAAAAGCUUACAAGAACGUUCUUGAUGUUGCCACUUGUAUGAACAUUACUAACCCUUACUACGAAGAUAAUGUCGUUUUCGCUCCUUUCGGUGCUGCUGCUGUUUCCAACACCAGCUCUACUGCUAGUAACACGACCGCCAGUUCUACCACAAUUGAUAUCACUCUUCCUUCCGCUUCCUCUGCUUCCUCCGCUGCUGUUUCCGCUGCCCCCUCUGCUACUGCCUCUUCUUCUGUCGCUGCCGUUGCUGCUGUCCAAAAUGCCGAAAGCUCCGCUGGUAUUCAACUCACCUCUAACAGUAUGAUCGUUGCCGCUUUUAUUGUUGCCGCUUACUUAAUCUAAGUCAUAUUCCCACCCCCACUUUUUAUGUAAACUACUCAAUCCCUCUUUUGUAAUAAAAAACCACGUACACGUGCUCUGUAAUAUUAUAGAUUAUUAUUCUUACAAAGCAUUUUAAUAAAAUGUUACAGUCAUCCGUUUUAUAUAAUCGAUUUAAAUUUUAUUUGAAAUACUGUUCAUCUUAUUAAACAAAUUUAAUAUAAAAAAUGAAGUUACG